AUGGCCACGCCUGGCUGGGCUCAGAUACGGCAGCAAAUCCGAACUGCUGAAUCGCAGUCAGAAACUCACUUCCACACGCUGGCACAAUAUGCAUCCUCGAAUAACCUGUCCGAAAAGCCUAGCCCGGAGGAGCAGAAUACCGAAGAUGAGCUACUUGAAUUAUUCAGCAAACGUGAAGGACUGAUAGCACAACUCUCCCGCUUGCUUGACUCCGAGUCUGCCUUAAGCACAUCUGCCUUGAAGCAGAACAACUUGACCCGUCACCGCGAACUCCUCACAGAUCACCGGAACGAGCUACGCCGCGUCAAGUCUCAAAUCGCUGAGGCUCGAUCGCGGCAGCACUUGCUAUCCAAUGUACGGAACGAUAUCGCCUCAUCAAGGUCGGCUCAAGAGCAGGAAGCAGAAUACAUGCUCGAGGAACGUGGUCACCUUGAUCAAUCUCAUUCAGUGAUAGACAGUGUAAUAUCUCAGGCGUAUCAGAUCAAUGAGAACUUUGGCAUACAAAGGGAUACGUUGGCUAGUGUGAACAGAAGGAUUACGCUUGCUGCAGCACAACUACCUGGCGUCAACGACCUGAUGAGCAGAAUAGGGUCUAAGAAAAGACGUGACGGUAUAAUACUCGGUUCUUUUAUUGCCUUCUGCUUUCUGGUCUUCUUCUUCUGGUUCAGUUGA
Messenger RNA from Lithohypha guttulata, 672 nucleotides. RefSeq names its product protein transport protein gos1 (gene GOS1). The record is from RefSeq and is a predicted model, not a curated record. Gene Ontology annotation, molecular function: SNAP receptor activity. Gene Ontology annotation, cellular component: SNARE complex; Golgi medial cisterna; cis-Golgi network. Bases 1 to 672 code for a protein of 223 amino acids. NCBI's taxonomy places the organism in Eukaryota, Fungi, Ascomycota, Eurotiomycetes, Chaetothyriales, Trichomeriaceae. Gene Ontology annotation, biological process: vesicle fusion; endoplasmic reticulum to Golgi vesicle-mediated transport. The transcript has a single exon.